CUUCUUAAUCCAUUACAGACCACCAAGCUAAGCCCUGGGAUUAAGUUUGUCAACUUCGCAUUGUUCCGUCUGGGUAGCUAUCCUCUCUUCUUAUUUUUAUCUUUGUUCUCUUCCUUAAAUUGACUGUCACAGCAAUUAUUCCAAGAAAUUUAUUACCGGCCUCUCUUGAAUCGGACCCGAAUCAUGACUUUGCAGGCAAUCAAAUACAGUGAUGGCAAUCUGUCCAUCAUCGACCAGCUACAGUUGCCAUAUGUGGAACGCUUUAUAACAAUACAAACAACUGAAGAAGCCUGGCAUGCGAUAAAAGACAUGCGAGUAAGAGGAGCUCCUGCCAUUGCCAUUGUAGCUGCCCUCGCUCUUGCGUCCGAGCUCCACAAACUCAUAGCACGCAACGAGAUUCCCCAUGAAGCAGAAGAGGUGCAGACCUUAAUCAUGGGAAAGCUCGAUUAUCUUGUGAGCAGCAGACCUACAGCAGUAAACCUUGGUGACGCUGCUCGAAAACUCAGGGCCAUUGUUAGUGAUCGCACCCAAAGGCCCCAAUCGACCGGGCGCACUGUUGCUGCUGCCUUGAUACAGGCAGCAGAGGAUAUGCUGGUGAAGGAUGUUGAGGACAAUAAAAACAUUGGAAUGUAUGGUGCCCGAUGGAUUAUGGCAAAUGCCGUCGGGGAUUCGAAGGCCACCGUUCUCACCCAUUGCAAUACGGGCUCUCUCGCAACAUCGGGCUACGGGACAGCUCUCGGGGUAAUUCGCGCACUUGCAUCAACAGGCGACCUACACCACGCAUACUGCACCGAAACGCGGCCAUAUAAUCAAGGAUCCCGACUGACGGCAUUCGAGUUAGUCCACGAUGGUCUCCCUGCUACCCUGAUAACAGACUCCAUGGCCGCUGCUCUACUUGCCAGGCCAGGUGCCCAAGUAAAUGCCAUCAUAGUAGGUGCGGAUAGGGUGGCGGCCAAUGGGGACACUGCAAACAAAAUAGGUACCUAUGGUCUUGCUGUCCUCGCAAAGUAUCACGGUGUGAAAUUUCUCGUCGCUGCACCCCUUACUACGAUUGAUUUGGCCACCCCAUCUGGAAACGAGAUCAUAAUUGAGGAACGCCCCGCCUCUGAGGUUACAAAGAUUAAAGGGCCACGUGAAAAUCAGGAUUCAACCCAAAUUGAAUUGGAAACAGUGCGCAUAGCUGCUGACGGAAUAAAUGUUUGGAACCCAGCGUUUGAUGUCACUCCAUCUGUGCUUAUUGAUGGUAUCAUCACAGAGAGGGGAGUGGUGGAAAAAGAUGCCGAUGGACAAUUUCAUUUGGGACACUUAUUCCGCGACCCUUCACCACUGACUUCGGGCGCCCUUGCCUCCUCUCCUUGAUCAUGUUUCUUUAACUGUGUCUCAAAUGCGUUGAGUAAAUCUUCUAUUUUAUUUUCCAAGGCGUUCAGAUGAUUCUCCAGCGCUAGCGCUGUCCUUUCGCCACUAGUUUCCAGUAAUUAGGCAUAGCUUCGUAGGGAUGACGACUCGUGUCGCGCACAUACCUUGAGAUGUCCUUGAAGGCCUGCGUAUGAGUAGUUAGCAUGCAAUGUGACCCAUUAUAUGCUCAUCUCAUGGUUGUAAACACCUGAAUCAAUGACAGGAAUGAACAGCCUUCAGGGAUGGAACUAACUUACUUGUGCGAUACUCGCAUCGCUCUGCUGCUCACUUGGUGGCAUGGCUGAUGAACCUAGUUGGGGCGG
Aspergillus ibericus CBS 121593 is the source of this 1718-nucleotide messenger RNA. Its product is annotated as S-methyl-5-thioribose-1-phosphate isomerase. The record is from RefSeq and is a predicted model, not a curated record. Gene Ontology annotation, molecular function: S-methyl-5-thioribose-1-phosphate isomerase activity. Bases 184 to 1359 code for a protein of 391 amino acids. NCBI's taxonomy places the organism in Eukaryota, Fungi, Ascomycota, Eurotiomycetes, Eurotiales, Aspergillaceae. The transcript has 2 exons.